AGGAAUGUGUUAUUAGGACGAAGUUCGUAUAAUAUGUAUCAACACAUGAAGCGAAGAGGAGCGCAUUCGCAUGUUUGACGCUGUGUCGGAAGGGAUUGCGUCUUCUAGAUAUUAAUAUACAUAUUCGAAAUACAGCUUUUGGCUCCACUGCUGUUAUGAACGAUGGCGGACUUCGAAACUGGAGGCGAGUUGGAUGAUUUGUGUAUUAUCGAGGACUCGGAACCUUCUCCACAGAUAGAGGAAAACUCGGCUGCAGAUCACCCAGGAGACAGAACCACUGAGGAGAGAGCGGAAACACGGACCAGUGGAGCGGAAGACAGACAGAACAGUGAAGCAGACAGUGGCAGAGAGAGUGUUGAAGAUCCUGCAGGCGAUGAUAGUGCUCAAGUGAGCAGUGACAGUCAAUCCGUCAGUAGACAGAACAGUGCUGUAGAUAGCACUCCAGAAAACGAGCCUGAUAAGGAAGAAAAGGACAGUGCUGUUGUUGAAGACACAAGUGUUCAAACUGUUGAAGACAGCAGUCAAAGUGCUGACUCAGAAAGAAGAGAAGACAGCAGUCUUGGAGAAACCAGAAGGUUCAGUGUUCCAGACGUGAGGAUACAUGCUGGUACAUCUGAGCCCGUAAGACGAUCUAGUAGCUCGAGAGUGACAGUCCGAACAACAAGCCCCCUAACCGUCCUCGUUGGUGGUUCAGAUUCCACGAGCGAAGAGAACGCAGAGCAAAACAAUCAGCCCGAAGAACAGAAGUGUGCUGCUGAGUUGAAAGCUGACGAGAACCGUCUUUCAGUCAGUGACCAACCAGCUGACGAGCUUCCUCCGGACAGUCCGUCUGGCAGAGACGAUAGUGAAGAGGUGGUCACCACCACAACGACAACUGUCCACUUCACGAACGGGUCCUUCCCAGGCUUCAGACACGGCAUUGUUGAAGUAGAGGACACUAAUAACAACAACUAUAACAACAACAGUAUCAGUAACAACCAGACAGCAGAGUCUACAGACAGCGACAUGGGGGACAACGUGAGGCUUGAGGAGAAAAUGAGGCAGUUCCAGAACGACAAUAAGAAAGAUGAGAACGAGGACACGCGGGGAACGUACAACGGCUCGGUCAUGUCGGAGGCGGAGAAACAGAGGCGUCGGAACCUCAUCUUUGACGAGGAGCGCUUCGAGGAGACCUUCCUCAAAUGUCUCAUUUGCAGAGAGGUCUAUAAUGAGGUGGACAAACUCCCCAAGAUGUUGCACUGCCACCACACGUUCUGCCUAGACUGUCUCCUCCAGAUGUACCGGGUGGAAGGAGAGUUCCGGCAGUCGCUCACCAACGUCUUCAGAGCCAUGCCGAUGACCGUCAAGAUCCAGUGCCCGACGUGUCGAGAAGGUAUCAUUAUAUCGGAGCCAGAACUCCGCAGACUACCCAACGACCACACGAUAAUGGAACUGCUGUACUUCGUAAAUCAAACUGGCAAGAAUGAGGUCCAGUACUGCACUAAACAUCAGAUGCAGCCAUUAAAUUUCUUCUGCGAGCCCUGUAUCAUGCCGGUGUGUUGUGACUGUACUGUCAUCGACCACAAAGAAUCCAAAGGACAUUUAGUAGUGAACGUGGACGAAGCGAUGAAGAAAUAUACACCUAUAGUAGAGGAGACGCUAGGUGACAUCCGAACAGAGAAGUCCUCUCUUGCCGAGAAGCGACUCGCUUUGGAGAACGCGCAAGACGAUCUCGAUCAGAUCCAGAAAGACUUGAACUAUCAGAUUCGAUCCGUGUUCGACAGCAUUCGGCAAGUUCUGGACGAGCGUGAGCGAGAACUGUACGACGUGUCCGAGUCGGAAAUCGAGAAAAAGCGCGAGAUCCUCGACGGUCACACGCGUGUGUUGAAUGAGCGAGAGUCGCAGCUCAACGCAGAGUUCAACGACCUGCAGAAGGCCCGGGACGACAGGGACAUCAGCCUGAUCUUUACGGGACACAAGUCAGCACGAGACGUCUUGUCCCAGAAGGUCAACGUGCCCACCAACUCGACAAAGGGCUUCUCCGUCACCUUCCAGUUCAGCAGCCGCGCCGACUCCGUGAUCAAACAACAGCUGGGGAACCUCGGGGACAUCAUAUUCCAGUCUUAAUGACUACGCCUGUUAAUUUGACGUUAAUAGCUAUACACUAAAUAUUUAACAAACUGUUGCUAUUUCCCGCUCGUUGUUUGGCAUAAUUAUUUUUUCUGACUAUGCCUAAAAGGUCAAUGCUGCUCCUUCAUCCUGAAUAAAAUGUCGAAACACUAACCACGGAAAAGAACAACAACUUAAAACAAAACUACAGGUUUAGUCAGACAAGAGCCUUUGAGUAGAUCUGAAUCCCUUUUGAUGAGAAAUAGUGAGCUGAUACCGAUUCAGUUGAUAGGCGCUUACCUAUGAUUAUUUAAUCGUUAAUGUUAUCGUUAGUUAAGGUCUACAUACAGGGUAUCCAAACUAUUUAGUGACUCAGUACGCAAUGUUGUUUCUGUAAACUUUGAUAGAAUGAAGUUAUACUGGCAAACUACUACAUAUUCUAAUACGCAAUCAUGGUGUCCUGACUCCACUACAUUUCUCAUAUUCCACGUUCAAAUUCCUAUAGAUUUAUUUAUGAUAAGCAACUUACGAACAAGGCUGUAACUUGUCUAUCAUAAAUGUGUUUGCUAAACAAAACAGUGAGAUCUCAGUCAUAUUUCAACUUUCUUUUUGUGCGGAUGGGUUUCAACUUUUUAAAGCUGCGUGUGACUGGUGAGGAGUGAUCGCUUCUAAAUGCGUGUUUUGACCAUCUGAUCCUGGAGUAAGUCAAGAGAAGGAGGGUUUGUCUCAAAAACAAUCCAUUUGAAGUCGAUCUAGAUAUUGUGUAUAAAAAGUAUUUAAAAGUCUGUUUUUGUCAGGAAAGGAAAAACGUGUAGGCCAACAUGGAGGAAUACUGCAAGCUGGAAGCAAUAAGCCUGAGCCAUCGAAUCCACCAUUGGAAGUGUUUUAUGUGGGCUACAUAAUAUGUAGCCUAAAUAAAGUCACUCUCCAUUAUUAGAUCUUUUUUCUUCAAUGACGAUAUUUUUGUUGUUGGGCACAAUCUAUCAUGUUUAAAACAGUAGACCAUAGAACCUACAUGACAAUAUAGUGGAAGAAUCCACGUAUAUUAUGUAGGGGGAUGGGGGGCUUACUCCCAUGUCACAAUUGAAGGAAAGACCCCCACCCCCCUCAAACUAAUUUCUGGACCAAACGGAAAGAGAAACUUUGAGAAGUUCAUAGUGUGUUCGAAAAAAAUCCGUUCACUUGUUUUUGGAUGUGGGAGAAGAAAUGCGAGAGCAAUCUGGGAAACCAAAAGCCCUCUAAUAGUAUACUGGAUAAUAUUUCCAACACUAAACUUGUGUACGAAAUAUUAAAGAUCUUUGCGGACACGAACAUGCACUGGUCAUUGGUAAAACCCCUAACUUGUGUGUAUCUCGUCCAGUUCAGUUGGACGUUGUCUCUAUGUUCUGAAUUGGGUGGAGGAACACAACUACUUUUACAUUUUAAUACAUUUACAAGAAGACAGGCAUUUUGCUGUACAUUGUAUUUUAUUACAAUAUUUUGUAGGGCCUCAUUUUGUCAUGGUUUCAGUAUGUACAUAUUUAACACGUAUCUCUUAGUCUCAUUAUCGGUUACCUACUUAACAGGUAUGUCUGAUAUCGUGUUGUUUUGAUUUCUAAAGAACUGUGUUGUAGUUGUAUUUAUUGUUGUUUGGUACUGCUGUUGUUGUUAUAUUGCUUCAUAUUUUUGUAUCAGGUGUAAAACUUGUCUAUUCGAACAAAUCGAAUUUGAAAGAUCCAUUAGCACAUCAAUUGCUUUUC
Molecule: messenger RNA, 3827 nt
Organism: Aplysia californica (California sea hare)
Lineage: Eukaryota; Metazoa; Mollusca; Gastropoda; Aplysiida; Aplysiidae
Exons: 4
Coding region: 163-2106 (647 amino acids)
Biological process (GO): positive regulation of DNA-templated transcription
Cellular component (GO): chromatin; nucleoplasm
Molecular function (GO): zinc ion binding; ubiquitin-protein transferase activity
Source: RefSeq, a predicted model, not a curated record